Molecule: messenger RNA, 1188 nt
Organism: Fonsecaea nubica
Lineage: Eukaryota; Fungi; Ascomycota; Eurotiomycetes; Chaetothyriales; Herpotrichiellaceae
Product: allantoicase
Exons: 1
Coding region: 1-1188 (395 amino acids)
Biological process (GO): allantoin catabolic process
Molecular function (GO): allantoicase activity
Source: RefSeq, a predicted model, not a curated record
AUGGAAGUCAACAUCCAGCCGCAGGCACUGUCUGAAGCCAUUGUCGACAGAACGCUGACUUCGGACACCACAUCCACGUCCAGGAUAAGCGUGACGCCUGUCCCCGCCGCGCUGAUCGACACGACCUUCUCAUCCUCGACGAACCUGUCCACCACCGUGCUCGGCGCUUCCAUCCUAUCCUGCUCUGAUGAGUACUUCGCUGCCGCCUCCAAUCUCCUCACGCCGACACCUGUGAUACGAAAGCCGGGGGUGUUUGUCCACACGGGAGCGUGGUAUGACGGGUGGGAGACCAGGAGACACAACCCCAAGGAAUUCGAUUGGGUGGUGAUCAAGCUCGGCUGUGUGGCACAGAUAGAAGCGGUCGAGGUGGACACGAGCUACUUCAAUGGGAACGAGGCCCCGCUUGCCGGGCUGGACGGGGUUGCCUUUUCGAGCGACGAGGACGACAGUCAGGCCGCGAAGGAAGGGUAUGCUGGGUGGAUGGAAGUGCUGCCCCCGCAAAAGUGCGGGCCCUCUCAACGGCAGGCGUGGAAGGUGUCUGGUCCAGGCGUGCAGGGGAAGCAGUUCACGCACUUGAGGUUGAAGCAGUAUCCGGACGGGGGGAUUGCCAGGUUGAGGGUCUACGGGACGGUUGUCCCGCCGUCGCUACCGGCAAGUGUCACGUCGGGAAAGGAGGAGAGACCCCUGGAAGACCUGGCCAGUGCGCUCAACGGCGGUGUCGCCAUCGAAUGCUCUGACCAACAUUUCGGCGGGAAGAACUAUCUGAUCCUGCCCGGCAGAGGGAAGGACAUGGGCGACGGAUGGGAGACGGCCAGAAGCAGGGUUAAGGGCCACACCGACUGGGUGAUAGUCCGCCUGGGGCUGAAGGGCAGGAAGAUCGAAAAAGUCAUCGUCGACACCAAGGAUUUCAGAGGAAAUUACCCCAGGGCGGUCAAAGUUGAGGGGUGGGCGACCGAGGUGGCAAAGGCGGCUCUGGGCACCGAGGCGGACCCCAAGCAUGACGCGACGGGAUGGACAGCACUGAUCAAAGGAGAGCAGCCUUGCCAAGCAGAUACCGAGCAUGGGUUUGAGGGUGACCAACUGGUGGUUUCUGAGCCCCCGGAAGGACAUGUGUGGACGCACGUGAAGAUGACCAUUAUCCCUGAUGGCGGUGUGAAGAGGUUGAGGAUAUUUGGGAGGCGGGCGUGA